Neogale vison (American mink) is the source of this 408-nucleotide messenger RNA. Its product is annotated as 60S ribosomal protein L30-like. The record is from RefSeq and is a predicted model, not a curated record. The transcript has a single exon. Gene Ontology annotation, molecular function: RNA binding; structural constituent of ribosome. Bases 37 to 384 code for a protein of 115 amino acids. Lineage: Eukaryota; Metazoa; Chordata; Mammalia; Carnivora; Mustelidae. Gene Ontology annotation, cellular component: cytosolic large ribosomal subunit.
UUUUGGUUGGGACCGUCCCGCACCUAAGGCAGGAAGAUGGUGGCCGCGAAGAAGAUGAAAAAGUCGCUGGAGUCGAUCAACUCCAGGCUCCAGCUUGUUAUGAAAAGUGGAAAAUACGUGCUGGGGUACAAGCAGACUCUGAAAAUGAUCAGACAUGGCAAAGCAAAGCUGGUCAUCCUCGCCAACAACUGCACGGCCUUGAGGAAAUCUGAAAUAGAGUACUACGCCAUGUUGGCCAAAACUGGUGUCCAUCACUACAGUGGCAAUAAUAUUGAAUUGGGCACAGCAUGUGGGAAGUACUACAGAGUAUGCACGCUGGCUAUCAUUGAUCCAGGUGAUUCUGAUAUCAUUAGAAGCAUGCCAGAACAGACUGGUAAAAAGUAAAUCACGCAGAAUUUUUCUUUAAUA